GUUCCUAAUACCAACAAAGACAAAUUAGCCGGAAAUAAUAUACAGAAUGUCUCGCUUUUUGAUUUUAGCUCUUAUGCUGUCUCUGCUGACUGAGAGUGCUUUUGGUAAUAUUGAACAGCUAAUGCGAAGCAUUGCCAGUGCAUUUCAACCUUCUAACGUGGGCAUAGAUACUAAUGUCCCCAGAUCUGGAUUUGGUAUAAGAACACCAAAUAGCGAAUUUUCUAUUGGAUAUGACAAUGUAUUUGGUCGGUGAAUUCUCCGGCUUGUGAGUCAAGCCUUCUGCACUUUCUUAUGCGUUGUGAUCAGGCUGUUUGUAAUUGUAAUUGUAUUUCAGCAGGCUGAGAACCGGUGAAAAAUAAAUAGUGGCAGCUAAUUAAGGCGAA
Drosophila takahashii is the source of this 383-nucleotide messenger RNA. RefSeq names its product Seminal fluid protein 60F (gene Sfp60F). Lineage: Eukaryota; Metazoa; Arthropoda; Insecta; Diptera; Drosophilidae. The record is from RefSeq and is a predicted model, not a curated record.